This is a messenger RNA of Girardinichthys multiradiatus, 2235 nucleotides long. It is a transcript of the gene buc, whose product is annotated as bucky ball. NCBI's taxonomy places the organism in Eukaryota, Metazoa, Chordata, Actinopteri, Cyprinodontiformes, Goodeidae. The record is from RefSeq and is a predicted model, not a curated record. The transcript is spliced from 7 exons. Bases 188 to 1984 code for a protein of 598 amino acids.
CUGCAGCGGUUCGGUUUUUUGCACAGUAGAAAUGUCGGUUGGACCUGAAAAAGCGACUGAUUCCUACUGCUGUUUGGUCAAGAAGAUAUUGUUAAAGUAAUUUAUUAAUUCUUUUGAAACGUAGGGGUGUAUAUCUCUUUUCAUCCCUUUGUGUGUUUUAUUUCCUAGAGUCAGAGCGAGAACGUGAAUGAAAAUGGAAGAUCCAAGCACACAGACUCCCUCAUUUGGCAGUGGAGCUCAGAGAAGUCCCCAUCCCAGACCUUUUUUCUUUGUUCAACCACCUUCUCAACCUUAUUAUCUCUACCAGCCCUGGCAGUUUACAAAUCCUUACAGCCACUUUGGGAUGUCUGCAGGUUUUAACUUUGGCCGCCCCAGCCUGCCUCCUUACCCCUAUAUGCCGUACCCUGGCUUUGUUUUACCACAUGCUCCGGUAUAUCCUGUGGAUUACAGGCGGAUGUUUGAACCUAGAUUCCAAGCUUCUGCCUGGGGCGAUGUACCUCGCCAGCAGCACCAUCCACAGCCUCAGCUGCGUCGUGAGACUGCUUGUUCAGGGGCUCAGACUGACCCUAGCGAUGCCAUAUGCCAGCUCAUUGAGUGCUUGGAUAAAAUCCGAGCCACAGAGCUUCAGAGCACAGACCGAGAGCUGGACUCUGGCGUUACCUCUCAAUCCUCUGGUAUCUUUUCUCCUGUAGAGGAAAAGAAAACUGAAGAACAGGGUCACCCACUGCCUUCAGAAACUCAUCAUGGCGGUUUGGAGUCUCCAGGUGUGACCUCAAUUGACUCCACUGCGGCGGUUUACGACAGCGAGUCCAGCCAAGUUAUUUUGGACUCUUUGAGCCCUCAUGGAGACUGGACAGGAAGACUGGAGGAGGAGCUGCCUCUUGACAGCUCCUCUGUCCACGAAGAAUGUCCUCAUCAGCCGGCACCAGACGAACACUUUAUCUCACAUGAAACAGAAGAGGUCACAGAUAUUCAAUCAAAUAUCUUAGUGAUUGACUCAAGUGUUCCAAUUUAUGAUGCCGAGAAGGACCAGAAAUCUAUAUCUUCACUUCCCUCCAGUCAGCUGGUGCUUACCAAGGCUAAAAAUAGUGAUAAAGUUUUAAAGGCAGAAGAUGCAGGGACCUCCUGUGAUCAAGCCAAAGCCAAUGAAAGCUACCAAAUCCUCAAAUUACCAUUUGACGGUGUUUUAACUCCUGGAGGAGCACACCUCUCAUCCCCAGCUACAUCUUACUGCUACAACUACCUUCCGAUGCAGACUACGCACGAGCGUGUGAGUGUCCUCAGUCCAUCUUUGGAUGAACUUUCUUCCAGGGAUGAAAUGUUCUCUACAGACCUGGAUGACACGGAUCUCUUCCAGAAGCGCAUGUAUCCCGGCAGUAGGCUUUCGGCAGUUGUUGACAGAUCUCCUCCGGCUGUAGAUGAUGAAGAGGAUGUAUGGUUGCCAAAGUCAAAUAGGGUUGUCUGUGCUUGCUGUGGGAGAAAGCUGGAAAAAGAGACAAGCAGGCGCAAAGUCCAUGGCUCCGAGGUGUAUCAUGGUGAAGCAGGAGACUCUGAAGAGGAAGGCAGAUAUGGUAGAGGGUGCGAGAAGCCAAUUAGAGUGGUUGUUAGGAGGCAUUCUGUACCCAGGAAAGCUCAAACUGUCCAAAGACAUGCAACUAAACCAUGGUAUAAGAAAGGCCAGUUUAAAGAGCUGUCCGACCCAAUGAAGCAGAUAGACAGUCAGGAAGUCUGUCAGCAGGAGGCUGCUGAAAUGGAAACAGAAGAAUUGGACAGCAGAGAGCUGCAGUGUAGAACAUGUCAGGAUGGACUCUGCAGAGAUGUAACUCCUCGUAGAAGACAUGCCGCCCCUCUGCAACGACAAGAAAUGAGCUCUCAGUGGAAACUGAUGUACCACAGGCCUAGAGAUGAUCAUGAAGACGAUGAUGAGGUGCAUGGGUUAAAUUGGGAAAGAGGCUCUACAGUGAGGGGAGAACCGAGAUGUUGACGUUUUCCUUGACUGAGUUUUGAACAAAACGCGUUGAACUGUCCCCCCUAAAGGUGAAAAAGGUCGAGGGAAAAGAUGUUGGAGCACCAGGUGAAAAGCACUGCACAAGAAGCAUAGUUGUAUAAAAGAAAAAAAAAAAAAUCUGCAGUGACACUGCCUUGCACUAAAGAUUACUUGAUCUCACAAAUGGGGCUAUAGUGUUGUAGAUGCCACUGUUUGGGGUCAGUCCAAUAAAAAAUACAACAAUUUAA